Oncorhynchus nerka (sockeye salmon) is the source of this 1464-nucleotide messenger RNA. RefSeq names its product tumor suppressor candidate 2-like. Lineage: Eukaryota; Metazoa; Chordata; Actinopteri; Salmoniformes; Salmonidae. Bases 696 to 1034 code for a protein of 112 amino acids. Gene Ontology annotation, biological process: inflammatory response; regulation of mitochondrial membrane potential. The record is from RefSeq and is a predicted model, not a curated record. The transcript is spliced from 3 exons. Gene Ontology annotation, cellular component: mitochondrion.
CGUUUCCGUUCUUUCAGACCAGAGUCACAGUGUGUACUUGUCGUUUGGGAUCUGUGGCUAGCUAGCUAGACAAAUUGGCUAUAUUUGAGAAAACACUACCGUAACGUUACGCAAAGGAGGGAGGAAUCCAAGUGAGCACUGAACCCUGGAUAGAAGCCACGUCGCUAAAAGAAUAAAUAUGUUUCUAUAAAUGCUGUCACUAUAAAUGGUUAGCUGGCAAAUUGAGCUAGCUAACGUAAGCUAGUUUAGCUUGCUAGCUAACGGUUUAUUAUGCGGGCGAAGUUUAGCUAACAGACUGUAGGGAUAGCUAGCUAGCUUUGGUUAACGUUAGCAGUUUGAAAGCUCUACUAAAUAUAUUUGCAAUAUUUAUCAAACUUAACUAACUGCAGUGAACAGUGUUAGCUAGCAAGCUACUUGACGUUAGCCAUCUAGGGCAACCUCGUUUGCUAACGUAGUUAGCUAAGUUACCUUUUGGAGCUAGCUAGGUAACCUAUCUAUUUAAUAGCUUGCUUAGUAGCUAGAUAUUGUUUGCAGCGUUUGGUCAGUGUGGUAGCAUUAUUAGGCUAGCUAAAGCAACAGUACCUAUGGCUUCUUGCUUUCAGAUCCAAACCAGUAGAAAACUGACUGGUUGGCCAGCUCAUAUAAUCGUUGCCUAGGAGUUUUCUGUGACAAGGGAUAAUGUCCCACCACUGAAGAUGGGAGGCAGUGGAUCCAAGGUGAAAGGUGCUUGGCCAUUUGCUGGUUCGGGAGCUGGAGGGGAUUCGGGCAGUGAGGGGCAAGAAGAUCACUCUGUUGCCCGGCUCAAAGGGACCAGAAAAGCAACCCCAUUUAUUUUCACAAGGAGGAGCUCUCUCUACUAUGAUGAGGAUGGGGACCUGGCUCAUGAGUUCUAUGAAGAGACUGUAGUGACAAAAAAUGGCCGGAAGAGGUCCAAGCUGAAGAGGAUUCAGAAGAACCUCAUACCUCAGGGAAUUGUGAAGCUAAACCACCCCCGGAUCCAUGUAGAUUUCCCUGUCAUCCUCUUUGAGGUGUGAAUCCCACUGGGAGGGUGGUCUAACGCAGAAAAGACACAUCACUACAACCGCUCCAUCCUGAACGCUAGUGUUCCUCUGAAAGAAUGGGUGGGAUGUCUGACUACACUCAGAAGCUGUCGACAGACCACCUGAGUUAUGUUGCGGACAAAAAGAAAGGGGAGGAGGAGUAGAUAGAGUUAAACGUUCUGCCUUCUGUGAUGUAGAGAAGUGUGUGUGUGAAAGAAAGGUAGCAAGAUCAGGGGAAGGUUUAGGAAUUCCCACUGUACUGUAUAUGUUGACCAUUUUCAUGUUGUAAUGUUAUCAUAUCUAAGUCUGCCUCUAUGAUUGGAGGCCAGACCUGCACUAGUCAACUUUUUUUAAUGUAAAAAAAAUAAAAUACAAAAGCUGUCUGAGUUGGAAAUACUUGAAUAAAUGGUUUACCAGGCUGAAA